Molecule: messenger RNA, 1312 nt
Organism: Dichomitus squalens LYAD-421 SS1
Lineage: Eukaryota; Fungi; Basidiomycota; Agaricomycetes; Polyporales; Polyporaceae
Exons: 2
Coding region: 1-1035 (344 amino acids)
Source: RefSeq, a predicted model, not a curated record
AUGGCGUAUAACGUCUCAUACGGCUCACAGGGCUUCUGCGAUCCUACCUUACUGGCCACGAUGCCGCUCGUUCAGGAGCCCCCGACGUCGAAUGGUCUCGGCCUCGGCCUAUACAGCUCGUGCUUCCAGGUGGAAGCCGCGUACCCCUGGCACAUUCCGACUCCUCCAAUUGCGCCCUCUACUCCCAUCAAUGUCCCGCACGGCAUGUUCAAGUUUAGUCAAUAUGCCAGCGAUGCGUACACGGUCCCAGCGUAUGGCUCGAACGCUCCCCACGUGCCGGCGGGACAGGGUUCCGCAUCCACAUCCUCAGCCUCCUCCGUCCCCUGGACGCCCAGCAACGCCGCCGCACCCGUGUUCACCCCCGGCGCAACACAACAAACGGGCCAUUACGCCUCGUCCACCCCCAACACUGCACAUGCACACGCCCCCCAUCUCUACCAGCACCAUCUCCCCUCAGGACCCCCAGGGCAUCCGAGUCGCUCGCCCCCUCCUCCUAGCUCCACUCCUACCUUCACUCCUACCUCCACUCCUACCUUCACUCCUACCUCCACUCCUACCUUCACUCCUACCUCCACUCCUACCUCCACUUCCACCCCCACCCUCUCACCCGACCCAACACGCCAACGCGCGGUCUACCUCGGCUACGUCUCCUCCGCCCAGCACGAGCGCUGCCCCAUGCCCGGGUGCCCCGCCGCGCUCUCGGGCAGCGCGGGCGCGUGGCGCGCGCACUUCCGGACGCACCACCACCGCGACUUCUGCCGCGUCCCCGCCUGCCGGGGCGGCACGCGCUGCCGCACGAAGGCCCGGUGCCCGUUCCCGGACGCCUGCCAGGACGCACCGGGGACGAUCGACAGCCUCGGGCGGCACCUGCUCGCGGUGCACGUCGGGGCGGUGAAUCGGUGCCCGACGUGUGGGCUCGAGAAGGUGUGGCGGAGCGAUUCGUGUAAGAGGCACGUGGAGAGGUGUGGGAGGAAGGGUGUGGAGGAGGCGGAGAAUGAGAAGGGGCCGCGGCGAGCGAAGAACGCGAAGGCGUGACGGUACGGGACGCUGAUUAGGAGUGGUGGCUAUGCCUUGAAUUUGGAUGGAAGUGGCAUGAUGUUGUGCGCUGGCGUGCGCACGGUGCGAUAUCUUCGUUUCAGCCUCUGUGCUGUUUGAUAUUUUGCCGCUGUCAUACAAUUAUGGUAAUUAUCUGACGGUAUACGGUGACCCCGCAUAACACGCACUAAAGCGAUACCUUACCUGCUUGUAGAUUGCUGUAGUGGUCGUGGAGCGAUAGUAAAAGAUGCAGUACACAUAAUAUACGAACGUUUCG